AUGAUCAUGGUUGAGCAGCAGUAUAUUGCCCCAGGUCUUCCCCAGUCGGCUGGUCUUUCGGGAGCUCCCAUCUUGCACGACCCAAUUCCUACAACUACAGCUUCUGCUUACCACGAACUGACAUCCUACUCAACUAUUUCGUCGCCUUUCAACGGCAUCCCUUGUGAUCCAAACCUCUUAACUCCAGUCUCAGUCUUGGAUUCUCCUCCUUUGCACGGAUUGUCCAAGAUUGGGCCUCACUAUCCUCCUCCCCCAAGCACACCCAACCAGCAACCAUCCCCCCCAGGGAGUUCAGAAAUGUACCACCAGCAGUGGGCAGGACACUUCGACGUAAACGGCCAGUCACCAGCAGCGAGUUCGCCAAUGACUUCACAGGCGCCAGGCGGAGGAGAAUUUCUCCAUACCAGCUAUGUCCAUGAUGGACGUCGAACACCAGGACCACCUGAGCCCUACAUGGGAGCUUUUGGCGUGUCGAACGGACCAGAGCCACAGACAAUGGAGCAUCCAUACUAUGUCAAUAUGGGCCCUCCAGUCGACCACCAAGUUCAAAUGGGUAUUCACCAUCGCGAAAUACCUGCCACGCCUCUUCUGAGCGAGUCACACCCAAUCCAGUAUCGCCGUCGGCAGAGCCCCGAAGAUUCUACUCUGCACACUCAGUCUGCAGGCGUCCCACGCUCUCUAACAGCAUCCCCGCGUCGAAAACCUGCUUUCCAAGCCAGUGGCCGGGUUAAAAAGCGUCAUUCGAAACGGCCAGGUACAUCUCGAACCGCUGCCCAGGAAGACCCUGUGAGUGAGCACAAAAAUUGCUUCGGCCAAGAGGUUCCGCCAACCCUCAAAAGCACAUGCCCCGAUGAGGAGCGUUGCAUCUUCGAAUCUCGCUGGCAACACCGCAACCAGAAGGGCCAGGAUAUGUGGGAAAGUAUUCAGGGUGACUUUCAUGAUCGCUUCCAGAAGCGUCCUGGCAAGGAGAUGCUGCAGAUGAAGUUCAAACGAGGUCGAGCUAAGUACUAUGAUUGGAUACCAAAAGAUGUGGAGUUGCUUCGAGAAGCUUGGUUGCGUGUCGAGAAGAACCGUUAUCAGCAGACUCUUGAGAUAUUCCACGAAUUAGGUGGUUCUCGGAAUAUGCGUUUAAAUGCCAGCGACAUUGAGAUCAAAGUCGUCAAUGAUCUGAAGCUCGAAGAAGGUCUCUAUAUGGAGUCUUAUGGCAGCGCCAACAUUCGCCGGCGACGCAAGCCGGAAUCGGUAAGAAAGCGCGGUAGCCAUGGUGUUGACAACGAUAUGUCGGUCAACGACGAGAUGAUGAGCAUUGGCUCGCAUACAACACAUGAAGACGAAGUCAUCAACCAGGUCCAUGGCAUUCCGAAUAUGAAGAUGGAGGAGCAAGGCCCUGGAGACCAUCCCAACAUGAUUGAGACGCAAAUGUGGGAUCAGCAGAUGAAGAUGGACCCUGGAACAAUGCCGCAAAGAAACGACCGUAUGCAACACAUGAUGAGGUUGAGUCCAAUAUCACAGCCCAUGUAUGAGGGCCGCAGAGAAGCAUAA
This is a messenger RNA of Fusarium venenatum, 1542 nucleotides long. The record is from RefSeq and is a predicted model, not a curated record. Lineage: Eukaryota; Fungi; Ascomycota; Sordariomycetes; Hypocreales; Nectriaceae.